AUGAAUCAGACAAGUCAUUCAAUACAACAUGUUCUUCUUUUCUCUUUCUUCCAAGCAACUGCUACUUUCUUUCUCGACUACGAACUCCUUUCCCCCCCCGCCUUUCUUUCCCUUUUUUUUUCUUUCUUUCUUUCUCUCUUUCUUUCUUUCUUUCGAAUCCCCGGCUUUUUGUUCAACGUCUUCUCUACUUACAAUUUGAUCGCAUGUCAUUACCUUUGUUUCCCGCCCCUUCUUUCUCUCCACCAAGUUUGUUUUUUUUUUUUUAUAUAUUCCGUCACUCAACCCCUCUAUCUGUUUUUUUUAUUCCUCCUCCUAACUGUUUUGCUAGCUAGCCAGCCGCCUUACACUCCCAAUUCUGCUCACACAAUCAUCUCCACCUCCCGCCCCCUUCCCUUCGAACGACCUUGCCUGAUAAACUCUUCCCACCGCGUAUUCAUUCUCUUUAAACUUCUUUCUCUCUUAUACCACUUUCUUUCUUUCUUUCUUUCUUUCUUUCUUUCUUUCUUUCUAUCUAUCUAUCUCUAUUCAUUAUCUAUCUUAACCUACUCAUUAUCUAUCUAUCUAUCUAUCUAUCUAUCUAUCUAUCUAUCUAUCUAUCUAUCUAUCUAUCUAUCUAUCUAUCUAUCUAUCUAUCUAUCUAUCUAUCUGUUUUAUCUCUGUUGUACAUUCUAA
Messenger RNA from Acanthosepion pharaonis, 672 nucleotides. Lineage: Eukaryota; Metazoa; Mollusca; Cephalopoda; Sepiida; Sepiidae. The record is from the annotation of a GenBank genome assembly.